UCAAUGUGUUUCUGACUUUCCGUCUGACUUAGAAAAUAUAAAAAAUUCCGUUCAUACAAAAUUUUGCUUGCAUGUUGCAUUGAAUCCACCGAUGGAAUAUGUGCCACCGCAUCAAGCAGGACUACAGUGGCAACAGCUACCUGGGCCUCCACUUGGGCACCCAACUCUUCCGCGCCCUGAUCCUCGACUCCAAACUGAACGUUACCUAUGUGGCACAGAUCCGCUAUGACGUUGAUCUCCCAGAGUACAAGACAACGAAUGGAAUUCUAACAGAUGGCGGUCCUGGCGAGUUCCUGGCCAAUCCGGUGAUGUGGGUAAAGGCACUGGACAUGCUGAUGGACUGUCUGGUGAAGCAGGGAGCGGAUAUGCACUCGGUGGUCUCGAUUGCCGGAGCGGCUCAGCAGCAUGGCUGCGUCUUCUGGUCGGACUUGGGCCUGCGGCGUUUGUGCAACUUGAAUAUCAACCUGCGGCUGCACGAGCAGAUCACGGAGAGCGCCUUCGAACUGACCAGGACGCCCACUUGGAUGGAUAGCUCAACGGACGUGCAGGUACGCGAAAUGGAGCACACCGUCGGGGGUCCCGCUGAACUGUCGAAAAUAACGGGCUCCAGGGCGUAUACGAGAUUCACGGGUCCCCAGAUACGGAAAGUGUAUACCCAAUGCCCGGAGCAGUACAAGAGAACCUCAAGGAUUUCGCUGAUCAGCAGCUUUUUGGCAUCCCUCCUUAUCGGAGGCAUUGCCUCCAUAGACUACACCGAUGGCUCAGGAAUGAAUCUGCUCGACAUCCGGAAAAAGAAUUGGUCUCCGGCCUGCCUAGACGCCUGUGCUCCCGACCUUGCCCGGCGCUUGAUGAAGCCCAUUCCCUCGUCCCGGCUGCAAGGACGCGUCGCGGACUACUACGUGAAGCGCUGGAACUUCAGGCCGGACUGCAUGGUGGUGGCUUCCGCCGGGAGCAAAGCCUCGGAGCUGGCAGGGCUUCUGGUGGAGAAUGACUUCCUCAUGAUAUCUCUGGAUACCAGUGAUGUGGUGGUGAUGCCCCUGAAGAAAGCUCCGCGACUGGAGGACGGACAUGUGUUGUGCCAUCCGACAAGAAGGAACGAGUACAUGGGUCUCCUGUGCUUCCAAAACGGAGAAUUGACACGAAAAGCCAUCUGUGAGGAUGUGGCGGGCGGCAGUUGGCGGCACUUCUACGAAAUGCUUGAUGCCACGCCGCCGGGCAACAAUGGCAAUGUGGCUGUGCACUUCCGGGACCGCGAGAUUAUACCCAUUGCCCAGGGCACUCUACGCUGGGAUGCGCACAUAAACCCGAUGGCGGCGGAGAGCCUACGCGGCCGACACCGCUUCUCCACACCGGAGAUUGAGGUUCGGGCUCUAAUCGAGGGUCAGAUCAUGCACCACUGGGCCAUUGCCCACGAGAUGGGCUUUCACCACACGCCGGACACAAAGAUCAUCGUGGUGGGAGAGGACUCCCGGUGCCAAAGUGUCCUGCAGAUAGUGGCGGACAUCUUCAAUGCUCCUGUUUACCAGCGCACCGGUGUCGAGGUCAGCCUUUUGGGAUGCGCCUUUCGUGCCCGGUACGCCUUUUACGAGCACCGGGAGUCCUCCUGCAACUGCCAGUCCUGCAGGAUGCCCAGUAGACGUAGGAAGCGCCUUAGCUACGACGAGUUCUUCAGGAACGUGCCUUCCGGCCUAAAACUGGCUGCGGAGCCAAGACCGGGCUGCGAUAAGAUCUACACGCCCCUGAUCGCACGAUGCUCCCAAAUUUGCCAGCUGCUGGCAGCCAAGUCCAGCGUGUAUUUUUUCCGCCCAAAUUGAUACGUUUCCAUGAG
Molecule: messenger RNA, 1828 nt
Organism: Drosophila erecta
Lineage: Eukaryota; Metazoa; Arthropoda; Insecta; Diptera; Drosophilidae
Product: xylulose kinase
Exons: 1
Coding region: 99-1814 (571 amino acids)
Biological process (GO): D-xylose metabolic process; xylulose metabolic process
Cellular component (GO): cytosol
Molecular function (GO): D-xylulokinase activity
Source: RefSeq, a predicted model, not a curated record